This is a messenger RNA of Sapajus apella (tufted capuchin), 3935 nucleotides long. RefSeq names its product glutamine rich 1 (gene QRICH1). NCBI's taxonomy places the organism in Eukaryota, Metazoa, Chordata, Mammalia, Primates, Cebidae. Bases 859 to 3192 code for a protein of 777 amino acids. The transcript has 10 exons. The record is from RefSeq and is a predicted model, not a curated record.
UUUCUGCUUUUUAAAAUGGCCACUCUUGAUCUGUAACUGUCUCUUAUUUCUGAAUUAGCCUUAGAAUUAGGUGUUACAUGAAUACUUGCUCUUUUCUGUUAUUCUGUUGCCCUGCAUUUUGUUCCAGAUGUUUUAAGUCCUCUCCAGACUUCACUUAAAUGCUUCCUUUGUAUUAUUUUUUCCCAGUUAUAACAUUAGAUUGUGAUUUCUGUUAUUAAAUUGACAUGGCUGCAUGAAGAAAUGAUAGAUUAAUUUCUUCCUUUGAUGAAGGAGGGUAGGACUGCUCCUUUGGUCUCACUCUUAAGGCCAGGGCAAAACCAGAACUGGUGGCUGUGUCAGAAAUCUAAUGUGUUUUUCUUUUUUUAAAAUUUGUGAAAUAUCCACCCAUGUAAAUUUAGACAAUAUCUGUACAAUUCAAUGAAAAAUUAUAGAUUAAUGCUGGUGUAACUACUUUUUCAAGAAAUAAUGCCAGUAUCCCUAAAACCUUUGUGGGUUCUUUCUGGAACACGGCUUCUCAAGCCCUAUGGACAACUGUUACUCUGUGAUAAUAGCAUUCUUUUUCUUUUUGCCUUUGCCACCUUUGUAACCCUUAACCUAGUUUACCUUUGUUUCUUUUUGAGUUUUAUAUAAAUGGAGUCAUGCUGUAUUAUCUUGUCUUUUUUUGGCAUAAUAUUUCUGAAAUUCUUCACAUUGUGUGCAGCUGUUCAUUCCCGUUUUUUAUGUAGUAUUCUGUUGUAUGAAUAUACCAUAACGUAUUUAUCUAUGGCACUAUUGAUAGACAUCUGGGUUGCUUCCACGUUUUGGCUGUUAACAAACUGCUGCUGUGGAUGUUCUUGUGAACCCUAAGGACUCUGCAAUAUGAAUAAUUCCCUGGAGAACACCAUCUCCUUUGAAGAGUAUAUCCGAGUAAAGGCACGGUCUGUCCCGCAACACAGGAUGAAGGAAUUUCUGGACUCACUGGCUUCUAAGGGGCCAGAAGCCCUGCAGGAGUUCCAGCAGACAGCCACCACUACCAUGGUGUACCAACAGGGUGCGAACUGCAUAUACACAGACAGCACCGAAGUGGCUGGGUCUUUGCUUGAACUUGCCUGUCCAGUCACCACCAGUGUUCAGCCACAAACCCAGCAAGAACAGCAGAUCCAGGUUCAGCAGCCACAACAGGUUCAGGUCCAGGUGCAGGUACAGCAGUCUCCGCAACAGGUCUCGGCUCAGCAGCUCUCCCCACAACUCACUGUUCACCAGCCUACUGAGCAACCCAUCCAGGUCCAGGUGCAGAUCCAAGGCCAGGCACCACAGUCAGCAGCCCCCUCCAUUCAGACCCCGUCUCUGCAGAGUCCCAGUCCCUCGCAGCUGCAAGCAGCUCAGAUCCAGGUGCAGCACGUGCAAGCGGCCCAGCAGAUCCAGGCUGCAGAAAUCCCGGAGGAGCACAUCCCACAUCAGCAAAUCCAGGCUCAGCUGGUGGCUGGCCAGUCUCUUGCUGGUGGUCAGCAGAUCCAAAUCCAGACCGUGGGUGCCCUUUCCCCACCACCAUCCCAGCAGGGCUCACCCCGGGAAGGGGAGCGGCGGGUUGGCACAGCCAGUGUCCUCCAGCCAGUGAAGAAGCGCAAAGUGGACAUGCCCAUCACUGUGUCCUACGCCAUCUCAGGGCAGCCGGUGGCUACCGUGCUGGCCAUUCCACAGGGCCAGCAGCAGAGUUAUGUGUCUUUGAGGCCAGACUUGCUGACAGUAGACAGUGCCCACCUGUACAGUGCCACUGGGACCAUUACUAGCCCUACAGGAGAAACCUGGACCAUCCCUGUUUAUUCUGCCCAGCCCCGGGGGGACCCUCAGCAGCAGAGCAUUACCCACAUUGCCAUUCCCCAGGAAGCCUACAACGCAGUUCAUGUCAGUGGCUCACCCACGGCCCUGGCAGCUGUAAAGCUGGAGGAUGACAAGGAGAAGAUGGUGGGCACCACAUCUGUAGUAAAAAACUCCCAUGAAGAGGUAGUGCAGACCCUUGCAAACUCUCUCUUUCCAGCACAGUUCAUGAAUGGCAACAUCCACAUUCCAGUGGCUGUGCAGGCUGUGGCAGGCACGUACCAGAAUACGGCUCAAACUGUCCAUAUAUGGGACCCCCAACAGCAGCCGCAGCAGCAAACUCCCCAGGAACAGACGCCACCACCCCAGCAACAGCAGCAGCAGCUCCAAGUUACUUGUUCAGCUCAGACUGUCCAGGUUGCUGAAGUUGAACCACAAUCACAGCCACAGCCUUCCCCAGAACUUCUGCUUCCAAAUUCUUUGAAGCCAGAAGAAGGGCUUGAAGUAUGGAAAAACUGGGCCCAGACCAAGAAUGCUGAACUAGAGAAAGAUGCUCAGAACAGAUUGGCACCCAUUGGGAGGCGCCAGCUGCUGCGAUUCCAGGAAGAUCUCAUCUCCUCUGCUGUGGCAGAGUUGAAUUAUGGGCUCUGUCUAAUGACACGGGAAGCUCGAAAUGGAGAAGGUGAACCCUAUGACCCAGAUGUGCUCUACUAUAUUUUCCUGUGUAUUCAAAAGUAUCUUUUUGAAAAUGGAAGGGUAGAUGACAUUUUCUCCGAUCUUUAUUAUGUUCGGUUCACGGAGUGGCUACAUGAAGUUCUGAAGGAUGUUCAGCCCCGGGUCACUCCACUUGGCUAUGUCCUGCCCAGCCACGUGACUGAGGAGAUGCUCUGGGAGUGCAAGCAGCUUGGGGCUCACUCCCCCUCUACCUUGCUGACCACCCUCAUGUUCUUUAAUACCAAGUACUUCCUGUUGAAGACAGUGGACCAGCACAUGAAGCUGGCCUUCUCCAAGGUUUUGCGACAGACAAAGAAAAACCCCUCUAAUCCCAAGGAUAAAAGCACAAGUAUCCGGUAUUUGAAGGCCCUUGGAAUACACCAGACCGGCCAGAAAGUUACAGAUGACAUGUAUGCAGAACAGACGGAAAAUCCAGAGAAUCCAUUGAGAUGUCCCAUCAAGCUCUACGAUUUCUACCUCUUCAAAUGCCCCCAGAGUGUGAAAGGCCGGAAUGACACCUUUUACCUGACACCUGAGCCAGUGGUGGCCCCCAACAGCCCAAUCUGGUACUCAGUCCAGCCUAUCAGCAGAGAGCAGAUGGGACAAAUGCUGACCCGGAUCCUGGUGAUAAGAGAAAUUCAGGAGGCCAUCGCAGUGGCCAAUGCAAGCACUAUGCACUGAGAUGCCUUGGCCAUGGUGGAAGAGAAACCAGCCAGGAAAAACCAGACUUUCACACUAAAGAAGAGGCCUCCGUUUUUUCUUUUUUCUUUUUUUAUUGGUGUAGUUAUGAAGCCUUUCAGGCUGCUUCUGUUUAAAAUGUAAAAGAAAACUUUGCCCCCUUUGCAUCUUCAUAAACAUGCUGCGGCAGACUCCUCAGCCAAUGGGGGCUUUGGGUUUCCUUGAGAAUCAUAGGUCCUAGAAAGUUGCUGGCUGACUCUUUUUUGGCCUGGGGCCUGGGGAAAGGGCUUGGACUGUUAAAAGAAAUGUGGCCCCUUUCCAUCUUCAAGAGAGAUGGAAUUAAUGAUGGAUGGACCCUGCAGGAAAUCUCCCCAGCCCGCUUCCACUGGGCUGACAGACUUCGCUGACCACAGGGAAACGAUGUUCUUUUCUUUCUUCAUGCUCAGACAUAAACUUAGCAUCUUAAUGGAAGAAAAAUGAGGGGAACUUCAAUUAUGAUUUACUAAAGACAAUUUCUAUUACACCCUCCUUUAUGACAAGUGACAUUUUAGAUGUUAAAGUAAAAACUUUACCAUGCCUUUUUUUUUUUUUUGGGCCUAUCAUUGAGGCCUUAAAACCUGAGGCUCCUGUGCCUGAUGGAAUUCUUGUAACAUACACUUGUGUAUCAUAUAAAGAUACCACUCUGUUUCUCUUAUGUAUUCUUACUCUAGUUGUUUAUUAAGAAUGACAAGCACGUCUUUUCAACA